Molecule: messenger RNA, 727 nt
Organism: Coffea eugenioides
Lineage: Eukaryota; Viridiplantae; Streptophyta; Magnoliopsida; Gentianales; Rubiaceae
Product: alpha-galactosidase 1-like
Exons: 8
Coding region: 77-727 (216 amino acids)
Biological process (GO): carbohydrate metabolic process
Molecular function (GO): hydrolase activity, hydrolyzing O-glycosyl compounds
Source: RefSeq, a predicted model, not a curated record
GCCUUCUACUUCUUCAUUUUCUCUACUCGUCACUCAGUUACUUGAGUAGCAGACAAAGUAAUACUGAUACUAGUCCAUGGAGGACAAGAAGAAGCCAUCAAUUUCGUCGCCUGCUACCAAGUUCUUUAUUGUUUUGUUAUUCAUCUUCUUUUUGGAUAUUCAUGGUGGCGGCCAUUAUAGUUUCCAUGCAUCUGCCAGAAAACUGUCAAAUGUGGAGGAGGAAAACAGAAGUGUAGUAGACAUUAGUAAUAAUGAAAAUUCAGCCACCAGCGGCAGCAGGAGGAGUCUGCUCUCCAAUGGCCUCGCCAUAACUCCUGCAAUGGGGUGGAAUAGCUGGAAUCACUUUGCCUGCAACGUUAGCGAGAAACUUAUCAAAGAAACGGCUGAUGCACUGGUUUCAACUGGCCUGUCCAAGCUUGGUUAUCAAUAUGUGAACAUAGAUGAUUGCUGGGCAGAAAUUAACCGUGAUGACAAGGGAAAUCUAGUGCCUAAGAAGUCUACAUUUCCUUCGGGCAUGAAAGCCCUUGCAGACUAUAUCCACAGCAAGGGACUCAAGUUGGGAAUCUACUCGGAUGCAGGGUAUUAUACUUGUAGCAAGCAAAUGCCAGGUUCUCUUGGUUACGAGGAAAAAGAUGCAAAGACCUUUGCAUCAUGGGGUAUAGAUUAUCUCAAGUAUGAUAACUGCAACAAUGAUGGCUCGAAGCCAGUCGAGAGAAAUCUUGAUUGA